Oncorhynchus masou masou (cherry salmon) is the source of this 1059-nucleotide messenger RNA. It is a transcript of the gene ubn1, whose product is annotated as ubinuclein 1. Gene Ontology annotation, biological process: chromatin organization. Gene Ontology annotation, cellular component: nucleus. NCBI's taxonomy places the organism in Eukaryota, Metazoa, Chordata, Actinopteri, Salmoniformes, Salmonidae. The transcript is spliced from 6 exons. The record is from RefSeq and is a predicted model, not a curated record. Bases 1 to 1059 code for a protein of 352 amino acids.
AUGUGGACAAAACGCAGGAAGCAAGAGGGAGAAGUGAAGGGGAGGAAAUACCCUGGACAGGUGGCGACUGCAAACCCCACAGUGUCAAGCACUGGGGUUCUACCUGACAAGAACAUGUGGGAGGAGAAACCGAAGAAGAAGAAAAAGAAGCCUGCUGGUCCUCUGAGUGUCACAGACAUGUUGAGAAAGUUCCAGAAACAGAAAGACAAAGAGAAACUAAAAAGAGAGAAAGAGCGAGAGCAACAGAAGUUUGGUCUGGAGAAGACUACACUACCCACAACCCCCUAUGUUUCUGCAGACCCUGUUGGGGGCGGCGCCAACAUGGCGGACCCUCUGCUCAGCUUGAUCGGAUCGACCAAUGACCGGGCGUUUCUCCAGGCAGCCAGCACUGUGGACUUUGACCUCGAUCUAGACACCCUAUUGGACGCCUCCGCUGAGACGCUGGCCAAUCAGGUAGUCGUUGCCAUGACCUUAACCAAUCAGGAGGUCAACGCCAAGACCUUGGCCUACAAGGAAGUGAACGGACUCUGUGGCGGUGCGGGUGGUGAACCCCCUGCUUCCACCCUGGAGAGCCACACACAGACCCCCAUCGACCCUGUCCCUCACCCCCAGGACCAGAUUGACCUUGUCUCUGAAUCCAUCUCCAAGCCCCAGGCCCCAAAACCAUCUACACAGCCACAGGCAGUCUCUGGCCCACAGGUCCAGCCCCCGUCACUGCCCACUCCCCUGCCUGAAGGUCUGUCAUCAGCCAUGGAGAAGAGAGCUCAAGACCUGGCCCUGGCUGCUAAGGGGUUGGAGGGAGAGUCAAAGGUCAAGUUCUUCACACCAGAGGUCAACGCCAUCCUACUGGACAUUGAGCUGCAGUGCAGAGAUGUGAGUGGCCAGGUGCGUUCUAAGGUGUACACACACCUUGCCUCAUUCCUCCCCUGCAGCAGAGAGACACUGCUGAAACGGGUCAAGAAACUACUGCUGACACAGGUAACACAGGAGUGUGUGGGGCGCGUCUGUGUGUGGGGCGCGUCUGUGUGUGGGGCGCAAAUGUUUGUCUGUGUGGUUUAG